Cryptomeria japonica (Japanese cedar) is the source of this 1202-nucleotide messenger RNA. RefSeq lists its product as uncharacterized. The record is from RefSeq and is a predicted model, not a curated record. NCBI's taxonomy places the organism in Eukaryota, Viridiplantae, Streptophyta, Pinopsida, Cupressales, Cupressaceae. Gene Ontology annotation, biological process: tricarboxylic acid cycle; mitochondrial electron transport, succinate to ubiquinone. Gene Ontology annotation, cellular component: membrane. Gene Ontology annotation, molecular function: electron transfer activity; ATP binding; ATP-dependent protein folding chaperone. The coding region runs from base 120 to 1007 and encodes 295 amino acids. The transcript is spliced from 5 exons.
GCACAUGACGCACUUAGUUAUGAGAUUCCUCUGCAUCAGUAUCUCUGAAACCCUUCAUUUCAUUUCUUUCUAAUUUUCUCGCUCAUAUUUUUCGAUUGCUUGUCAAAGGAGUGCGGAGAAUGGCGUUAGCACGCAUUUUCAGGAGAUCUGAGACCAAACAAUUCACAUUUGGUUUGUCCCAGUUUGCUGCACAGAGAAAUGGAGCCUUGUGUGGAGACGUCCCGCUUGUUCAGGGGUGGACAGCUGCUGCAAGGGUCUUCAGUUCAAAGGCAUCUGGAAGUGAUAUCGUUGGAAUGGAUCUUGUUAAAACUAAGUCACACAAUGGAGCAACAGAAGGAAAUGUUCCUGGAAAAUCUCCAAAUAGCCAUGUUUGGGUUGAAACAAAUGAACAGCAGUAUUUGGCUAGUCGAACUGGUGCACUUCUUACAGGAAAGAUGAAAGGAGCUGCAGAAUCAUAUAUUGGUAGGAGUGUUGUAAAUGGUGCUGUAAUAAUUCCUUCUUAUUUUAGUAAUAUGCAAAGGCAGGCUGUAAAUGCUGUGGGAAGAAUUGCUGGGUUUUCCACUGUCAGUGGAACAGUUGAGGAUGCCCCAAUGCAAAGUGUGGUAAACCCCAAAAAGAACAUUAAUCGUCCAUUAUCACCUCAUCUUAGUAUUUACGAGCCACAACUUACUUCAACCUAUUCAAUUUUCAAUAGAAUCUCCGGAGGGUUCUUAACUGCUGUACUUUUGUCUGGUCUCCUUUUUGUCUUGCAAAUAGGUCCAUUAAGCCUUACUUAUCCUAGUCUAUACCUAUCUUCAUUUGCUGUCGAUUUUCCAAAAUUGACUCUAAGCUUGUUCAAUUUUACUUUAUUAGCAUUUUGCUAUCAUAUAGGUAAUGGACUUCGUCACAUAUGGUGGGAUCUGGGUUUUCCCCUGGAUUCAUUUCGAGGAAUUCGGAUUUCUGAAUUUCUUAUGCUAUGUAUAGCUUUCUCAGCUUUUGCAAAGAUUAUCCAAAAACUCUAUUUCUGAGGAACAGGGUGCAGCGAGUGGCAAUAAACUUACCUUCAUUGUGGAUUGGAGGGGAAGUAAUAGUUUUUGUUUUCCUGAAAUAGAACAGUACUGUUAUUUUACUUGAGUUCAUGUUUGGCAAAGUGCCUGAACGACCCGAAAUUUGAUAUGUAAAGCCUAUUAAUGAAAUAUUAUUUGUGGCUGUGUUUUUCGUUA